ACAGGUCCACCCACCGCAUCGACUUGCCAACUUGCGCGAAGCACCAGAAAGAACUCCACUAAGAUGAGGAGAAGUUAUUAGAAAAGAAAAGGCAGGGGGUGGGCAUCUUUUUAAAUACGAUUAUUAUUAUGGAGAGCCAAGGGGGUGAGACAGGCAGUGUGAACGUGGGCCCACCAUUUUAGAUCAAUUGGACGUACGUUUCCUUUCUUUUUCUCUUUCUCUCACACACAUUUGAUCAAACAGGUAAAAAUAAAAGGACAUUUUUUUUAUCAAUGAUUUAUAUUUUAAAAUUAAUAAAUUUUAUAAAUUCUGUUUUCUUUUUUGUAUCAUACCACACCCAUCCAUUACCCAAAUACUUAAAAAAAAAGAAAAAGUACAACUGAGUAUUAUUCAUGCAUGGUGGCGAGAGAUUUAUGGGUUUUAAUACGAUUUAAAGUAUGUAAUGUGAUUUUGUAAGGACUGGGUGAAGUAAAUAAAAGUCGGAGAAGAUAGAUUAGAGAUUUAAAAAGAAAAAAAAAAAACACGUUCCCAUCAUCGUCGGAGAAAACCUCUCGCAACUUGUCUCAGCUUCCGUUCACUUUCAGGCGGAUACUUUCCCUACUCUUCCCGCCUUCUGUCACCUGAGCAAGGAACCGUUAAGUCCGUUAUUCUUUACCUUUGACUCUUUCUGCUUGUUUCAUUAGAUUUUACUUAAUUUUCACUUUUUUAUGGAUAGGUUGUUGUAAGUGUGAAAGGAAAAAAAAAAGGCUCAGUGCUUUGAAUUUGGGAUUAAUUGAAAACUAGACUUUUUUUAUGUAAAUUGAUUUGGUAUGUGGGUUGCUCUUAAUUGGAAUCAUGGGUGUGUUGGUGUACUGUUUUUGGACUUUUGGAGAAGAACUGAAGAUGAUUAGUGGUAAUUAAUAGUGCAGUUUUUCUAUUUUGGGGGGUUUUGGAGCUCUGAUCUGUAGUUGGAAUAGGAUUAAGGUUCUGGUUUGUUGUUGUUAAAUUUUCUCUUUUGAGGUUAAAUUACUGGGUUUGGGUCUUCUAGUUAUCUGGGUUUCAAAAAAUGGAGCCUAGAAUUAGAAGUGAAGCUCAUCCAUUUUAUGGUAUGAAUCCGGCGGAUUUGCGGGCAGUUGGGAAAGGGACAUUGGAGUGGGAUUUGAAUGAUUGGAAAUGGGAUGGUGACCUUUUCAUUGCUAGCUCGAUAAAUCCAGCGUCCGCUGAUGGCAUGGGAAGGCAGUUUUUUCCACUGGGAUCUGGGAUUCCUGGGAAUUUGUCCAAUAGUUCAUCAUCAUGCUCUGAUGAAGUGAAUCUGGAAACUGAGAAAGGGAAAAGGGAAUUGGAAAAGAAGAGGAGGGUUAUUGUGGUCGAAGAUGACAGUCUGAAUGAAGAAGCAGGUAGCCUUACUUUGAAGCUUGGGGCCCAAGGUGGUCAUGGUUAUCCAAUGAGUCAAAGGGAGAUGAGAAAUUGGGAGGGAACUAGUGGGAAGAAGACUAAGUUGAGCGGAGGUUCUGGAAAUCGUGCAGUUUGUCAGGUUGAGGACUGUGGGGUUGAUCUGAGCAAUGCCAAGGAUUAUCAUAGACGGCAUAAGGUUUGUGAGAUGCAUUCCAAAGCUAAUAAGGCACUGGUCGGAAAUGUCAUGCAGCGAUUUUGUCAGCAGUGCAGUCGGUUUCAUGUCCUUCAAGAGUUUGAUGAUGGUAAGAGAAGCUGUCGCAGACGUUUGGCUGGCCACAAUAAAAGGAGGAGGAAAACAAAUCCUGACACUGUUGUCAAUGGCAAUUCACUGAAUGAUGACCAGACUAGUGGUUAUCUAUUGUUAAAUCUUUUGAGAAUACUUUCUAACAUACAUUCUAACAGAUCUGACCAGACCACAGAUCAGGAUGUGCUAUCCCAUCUUCUAAGGAGCCUUGCAAACCAUACUGGUAAACAAGUGGGAACAAACAUAUCUGGGCUUUUGCCAGAACCUCAAGAUUCAGAAGCUGUUUCGGCUUUAUUUUCGAAUGGCCAAGGCCCUCCUCAGCCUUUUAAUCAGCACAUCACUGGACCUGCAUCAGAGAUUCCACAGAAAGGAGUACAAUCACCCGAUAUUAGGGGUGCUGAAGUCCAAGCUGGAGUGGUAAAGAUGAAUAAUUUUGAUUUGAAUGACAUAUACAUUGACUUGGAUGAUGGCACAGAUGACAUAGAGAGGUCUCCUGCACCUGUGAAUAUAGGGACUAGCUCCCUUGAUUGCCCUUCAUGGAUCCAACAAGAUUCUCAUCAGUCAAGUCCACCACAGACCAGCGGGAAUUCAGAUUCAGCAUCUGCCCAAUCGCCUUCUAGUUCCAGUGGUGAUGCUCAGAGCCGUACAGAUAGGAUUGUGUUUAAGUUAUUUGGGAAAGAGCCAAAUGAUUGUCCUUUGGAUAUGCGAGCACGGAUUCUUGACUGGCUAUCUCAUAGACCCACUGACAUUGAGAGCUAUAUUAGACCUGGGUGCAUUGUUAUGACAAUUUACCUUCGUCAAGCUGAGGCUGCAUGGGAUGAACUUCGCUGUGAUCUGGGUUUCAGUUUGAGUCGGCUUCUGGAUUGUCCAGAUGACACUUUCUGGAGGACUGGAUGGAUUUGUAUAACAGUGCUGGAUCAGAUAACUUUCAUUUAUAAUGGUCAGGUUGUCAUAGAUACAUCUUUGCCUCUCAGAAGCAACCAUUAUAGCAAAAUUAUGAGUGUCAAGCCAAUUGCAAUGUCUGCUACUGAGAGAGCUCAAUUUUCAGUUAAAGGUAUCAAUCUGUCUCGGCCAGCUACAAGGUUGCUCUGUGCGGUAGAAGGGAAGUAUCUGGUACAGGAAGCUACUCAUGAGUUGAUGGAUGACAAUGAUGAUUUCAUGGUGCAAGAUGAGCUUCAGUGUGUUAACUUUUCUUGCUCUAUCCCUACUGUGAUCGGAAGAGGAUUCAUUGAGAUUGAAGACCAUGGUUUUAAUAGCAGUUUCUUCCCUUUCAUAGUUGCUGAGGAUGAUGUUUGUUCAGAGAUCCGAAUGCUUGAGAGUGUACUGGAGAUUACUGACACUGAUGCUGAUAUUGGCAGAACUGAAAAAAUGGAAGCCAAAAAUCAAGCCAUGGACUUCAUUCAUGAAGUUGGUUGGCUUCUUCAUAGAAGUCAAUUGAAGUCUAGAUUGGGCCACAUGGAUCCUAACCAAGAACUCUUUCCUCUAAGGCGGUUCAAGUGGCUUAUGGAGUUCUCUAUGGACCAUGAAUGGUGUGCUGUAGUGAAGACACUCUUAAAUAUUCUUCUUGAUGGAAUAGUUGGUUCAGGGGCGCAUCCUUCCCUUAACCUUGCGUUAACAGAGAUGGGUCUUCUUCACAGAGCUGUUAGGAAAAAUUGUAGACCUCUGGUGGAGCUCCUUUUAAGAUUUGUCCCUGAGAAAGCUUCAGACAGAUUAGGAUUUGAAAGUGAGACAGUAGCUGGUGGUGUUCAUAGAAGCUUCUUGUUUAGACCUGAUGUCAUAGGCCCCGCAGGUUUGACUCCUCUUCACAUUGCAGCAGGUAAAGAUGGUUCUGAGGACGUGCUGGAUGCAUUAACUGAUGAUCCUGGAAAGGUUGGCAUUGAUGCUUGGAAGACUGCUCGAGACAGCACUGGCUCUACACCUGAAGAUUAUGCUCGCUUACGUGGCCACUACUCAUACAUCCACCUGGUACAGAAGAAAAUUAAUAAGAGACCACCCUCUGGGCAUAUGGUGGUUGACAUUCCGAGUGCCCUCUCUGACUGCAGCACAAACCAUAAGCAAAACAACAAGGCUAGCUCCAGCUUUGAGAUUGGGCAGCUUGAAUUGAGAUCCAUGAAGUCACAUUGCAAGUUUUGUAUUAAGAAGCCGGCUCAUGGCUAUGGAACAGCCAGCAGGUCAUUGGUUUACAGGCCUACAAUGCUGUCAAUGGUAGCAAUCGCUGCAGUGUGCGUCUGUGUUGCUCUACUAUUUAAGAGCUGUCCUGAAGUUCUGUACGUGUUUCGUCCCUUCAGGUGGGAAUUGUUGGAGUUUGGAACAAGCUGAAGCCCAGUAACUCUCCCUCCCUAAGUCGGUAACGUUAGAUAGGUGUUUGUAUUUGUAAUCCAUUUAUAAUAGACUGUAAAAUUGAGAUUUGGUGUAUAACAACAGUGUUUGGACUGAGUUUGGGACAUAUAUAUUUAUUUGUUGUUCAGUCAUCAAUGUAAUGUUAUCAGGGUAUUACCAUAAUAACACAUGCACAGGUCUCUCUCUGGGGUCUGAGGUUCCUGACUUUGACAUUCACAGCGGGAGCAGUAGCAUUGUAACCAGUAUUUUAUCUUCUAUCGUAAUGAUGAAAUUCUGUGUUGCUUCA
Messenger RNA from Durio zibethinus, 4304 nucleotides. Its product is annotated as squamosa promoter-binding-like protein 1. Gene Ontology annotation, cellular component: nucleus. NCBI's taxonomy places the organism in Eukaryota, Viridiplantae, Streptophyta, Magnoliopsida, Malvales, Malvaceae. Gene Ontology annotation, molecular function: DNA binding. The record is from RefSeq and is a predicted model, not a curated record.